AUCCAGCUUACAGGAAAAGUAAUCAAAAAAUGUCAUCUUUUUCUUUUGAUGGGGAUGCCGAACUUGCUAGAGACUUACAAGAUUCAAGCAAAUUUGGAAAAGAUGAGAAGAGUAUAGAUGUACCAUUUUUUGAUUUUGAAAGCAUAGUGGCUGCCACAAACGACUUCUCUAACCUAAAUAAGCUUGGACGAGGAGGGUUUGGAUCUGUCUACAAGGGAAAGUUUAUGGGAGGACAAGAAAUAGCUGUCAAGAGGCUCUCAAGGAGUUCUGGACAAGGUCUAGAUGAAUUAAAAAAUGAGGUCUUAUUGAUUGCAAAACUUCAGCAUAGAAAUCUUGUUAGACUUCUUGGGUAUUCUAUUCAAGGAGAUGAAAAAAUUUUGCAUUAUGAAUACAUGCCCAACAAAAGCUUGGACUCCUUUAUCUUUGGUGAGAUUCUAAUUCACUUAAAGACCUUUUAAAUCAUCUUUCAUACUAUUCUACAUUUCAGCUUCUU
Telopea speciosissima is the source of this 493-nucleotide messenger RNA. RefSeq names its product G-type lectin S-receptor-like serine/threonine-protein kinase At4g03230. The record is from RefSeq and is a predicted model, not a curated record. Gene Ontology annotation, biological process: protein phosphorylation. Lineage: Eukaryota; Viridiplantae; Streptophyta; Magnoliopsida; Proteales; Proteaceae. Gene Ontology annotation, molecular function: protein kinase activity; ATP binding. The transcript is spliced from 2 exons. The coding region runs from base 30 to 458 and encodes 142 amino acids.